ACCUUCCAUUAAAUUACAAAUAGACGAGCUGGUCUUUCUAGCGUUCUCUCAGCGAGCUUGUAAAAACAAUCCCUUCUGUGCGAAGCUGUAAGCUCUGAGAUUGACGAUGAUCGAUCGUGCCCAGCUGCUUAUGGUGGGGCUCCCCCUCAUCAUCUUCUGCUCCGACAUCUUGCGCCUGUUUUCUCCUCCGCUUUCCAAGCCGGCUGUGCCUCACCACUCACCGCCGGCACCUGUCAUUCAACAGACUCAUGUCCUAGAUUUCCCCGCGCAGACUGCUAGUGGUAGAACGGGAGCAAUCGGUUUGGGAAACACUGUCAGCAUUGAUUUCUGCUCUUCUUGUUCCUACAGAGGAACUGCUGUCACAAUGAAAAACAUGCUGGAAACUCAAUUUCCUGGCAUCCAUGUUGUUCUUGCAAAUUAUCCUGCUCCGCUUCCAAAACGUUUACUGAGCAAACUUGUACCCGUUGUUCAGUUUAGUGUUAUUGGUAUUAUAAUGGUGGGUGAUCAGAUUUUUCCAAGGCUGGGUUUUGCUGUGCCUCCCCCAUGGUAUUACAACUUGCGUGCGAACAGAUUUGGAUCUAUCGCUAGCACUUGGCUUCUUGGAAAUUUUCUUAAUUCAAUGCUGCAGAGUUCGGGUGCUUUUGAAGUGUCAUGCAAUGGUGAACUGGUUUUCUCCAAGUUGAAGGAAAAGAGAUUUCCUGGGGAAAUUGAGUUGAAAGAUUUGAUUGACAGAAGAAUUGCAAGUGGAGGGGUGAUGGGUGAUCUUCGUACAACUGUAUGGUCCUAAAAGUAGAAGAGUUGUCUGGGUAUAUAAAUUUUCUGUUGUUUUUUGAACUUAUGUAAACGUAGCUUGUUUCUCUGUGUAAUAACUGCUUACAUUCACGUCAAGAGCAAGACAUUAUUUUGCUGGGGUCAAGGGUUUCACUUGUAUUUUUGUUGUUGAAGAACCGAAGUUCCAACUCUAAUUCACUUGGUUUAAGCCCUCUGAAUUUUAAGUUGGGUAUUGACAUUAUUUUUAUUAGUCUCUUUUGAUGUGCCUUUAUUAAGCCUUUUAAAGGGUGUGCAUGGCCG
This is a messenger RNA of Cuscuta europaea, 1071 nucleotides long. NCBI's taxonomy places the organism in Eukaryota, Viridiplantae, Streptophyta, Magnoliopsida, Solanales, Convolvulaceae. The record is from the annotation of a GenBank genome assembly.